GCGUAAUUGAAGUUGAAGUAUUACAACUGAUUAGUCACCUUUAUCUUUUAUACUACACAUCACACCAAUGUUCACCGGCCUCGUGGAAACUAUAGGGACAAUAUUAGAGUACUUGGAACAUGACACGAGCAGUUCGGGGGGAAGCGGCGUGUCCAUUACCAUAGGAGAGUGUAGUGAGAUCUUGCGAGAUGUUCACCUUGGGGACUCUAUUAGCACCAAUGGGGUAUGUCUCACAGUGACUGAGUUUGACGAUGCUAAGACUUACUUUAAGGUGGGCGUGGCCCCCGAGACGUUGCGUCGGACCAAUCUUGGUGAUUUACGAGCCGGAUCACCUGUCAACUUGGAAAGAGCCGUCACCAGUGAUGUCAGGAUGGGAGGGCAUGUUGUACAGGGGCAUGUAGAUACCAUUGCCAUGGUAACCAAUAAAAAGCCCGAUGGAAACGCCAUUAUCUUUACGUUUCAGUUGAGAGAUGCCCAGUACAUUGGAUACAUUGUGGAAAAGGGGUUUAUAUCUGUUGAUGGCACCUCGUUGACAGUGACAAACGUCAAAUAUUCCACUGCCGAGUUCUCAAUCAUGAUGGUUAGCUAUACCCAGGAAAAGGUGAUUAUGUCUAACAAGAGUGUGGGUGAUACAGUGAAUAUUGAGGUUGAUUUGACGGGUAAGCUUGUACAAGCCCAAAUCGAAGCCAGUUUGAACCACCAGAUAACCAACGAAGACAGUGCGUUGAGCCGAAUGGUGGCACGGUUGGUGGAGAAGAAGGUGAAGGAGGUGUUAGGAAAGUAAUCAAGCUACUAACACCUUGAGUUUAGCUCUGAACCAGCUCCAAUUGAAUAGUGUUGGAACGUUGCCUGAGCAAUUGAAUAAUGUUGGAAUUUGCCAGCUUUGCAUGUUUGACCCACCUCGAUCUUUUCUUCAAUCCUUGCUUUAUUCCAACUUUUACCAUAGUUCAUAUUCAUACUUCAUAUUUAUACUUCAUAUUUAUAGUACACACAAGUGCGACCCAAACCCGCGAACUGGAAAAGUUCAAUUCUCACUCACUCACAUAGUGGCAAAUACACAAUGGAUAUCGUUCUCGG
Molecule: messenger RNA, 1077 nt
Organism: Yamadazyma tenuis ATCC 10573
Lineage: Eukaryota; Fungi; Ascomycota; Pichiomycetes; Serinales; Debaryomycetaceae
Source: RefSeq, a predicted model, not a curated record